GCUUCGCUCUCUUCACUCCGCCUCGCGCUCCCUCUCCGCGUGAAACAAAGUGUAGAGUCCGCGAGAGCCCGCAGGAAUCAAAAAAGCGAGGAUAAGGACUGAAUAAUGGAGCCACAACAACAGAGGGAAUAAUAAGAACCUAGAAACGAAAAAGACCGAGACGACUGAAGAAAGUUGGACCGAGCAAAACUUUUCACGGGAGGAAAACACUCACCUAAAGCCAUGGAUACACUUUUCUCUGUAUUCCUGGGAGUUGCGAUUCUCUCGUCUAGAGUUGGCUCCGUCUCUGCUCAGUUACCGACAGCUCACUUGGGGCGCGCAGAAAAGGGAAGCUGUACAUUUGAUGAAGGCUUCUCUCAGUGCGAUUACCAACAAGACCCUUAUGACGACUUUGACUGGGCGCACAUCAACACGCAAGAAGUGCCAUACGUCUCACCAGAUCUGCCACAAGGUUCCUACAUGUAUGUGGACGUUUCUCAGUAUGAUGUCGGGGAGAAGGCCCGGUUUCAGCUGCCAGUCAUGAAAGAGAAUGACACACAUUGUAUUGACUUCAACUAUCUCCUGAUAAGCCCUGAUGGCUCCAGCCCAGGAACUCUUAACAUCCUGGUGAAGGUGAAUAAAGGUCCUUUGGCAAACCCUAUAUGGAAUGUGACAUCCUACACUGGUAAAGGCUGGCUGAAAGCUGAACUUGCUGUGUCCACCUUCUGGCCUAAUGAAUACCAGGUUAUAUUUGAAGCAGAGGUGUCGGACAGCAAAGCCGGCUUCAUCGCCAUAGAUGACAUUCAGGUGCUCAGCUAUCCGUGCGACAAGUCCCCUCAUUUCCUUCGUCUUGGGGAUGUUGAGGUGAAUGCUGGGCAAAACGCCACAUUUCAGUGUAUCGCCACAGGAAGAGACACAUCAAACAAUAAACUGUGGUUACAGAGGAGAAAUGGAGAAGAUAUUCCUGUGGCUCAGACCAAAAACAUCAACCACAGACGGUUUGCCGCCUCCUUCCACCUCAAAGAAGUCUCUAAUCAGGAUCAAGAUUUGUAUCGCUGCGUCACCCAGUCAGAGCGUGGCUCCGGGGUGUCUAACUUUGCAGGUCUUAUUGUGAGAGAGCCCCCACACCCGAUAGCUCCACCCCAGCUGUUAGGCGUCGGCCCGACGUACCUACUGAUUCAGCUCAAUGCCAACUCCAUAUUUGGUGAUGGACCUAUUAUACUUAAAGAGGUUGAAUACCGGAUGACAUCAGGCACCUGGACUGAGACUCAUGCUGUGAAUUCUCCCAACUACAAGUUAUGGCACCUAGAUCCAGAUACAGAAUAUGAGAUCAGAGUUUUACUAACGAGACCAGGUGAGGGAGGGACCGGAAAAGCAGGACCAGCUCUCAUUACUCGGACAAAAUGUGCAGAGCCAAUGCGUACACCCAAGAGGCUGAAGAUUGCUGAGACCAGAGCUCGUUUGAUUGCGGUGGACUGGGAGUCCUUGGGUUACAACAUCACUCGCUGUCACACAUUUAAUGUCACCAUUUGCUACCAUUACAUGACUGCCAACAACCGCAGCAAAGCCGACUGCUUGGAUAUGGAUCCUAAAGCACCACGUCACCUGGUGGGAAACCUGCCCCCUUACACUAAUGUCAGCCUGAAGAUGAUCCUGACCAAUCCAGAGGGAAGGAAGGAGAGUGAUGAAACUAUCAUUCAGACCGAUGAAGAUGUUCCAGGUCAUGUUCCCAGUCAGUCACUUAGAGCCACUCCAUCUGAAGAGACAAUAAGCCUUAGCUGGAAGGAACCCACUGAGCCCAAUGGAGUUAUAACCCAAUAUGAGAUCAGCUACAUUGGCGUACGCUCGUUUGACCCUUCAGUGCCUCUUCAGCGGCCGGGAGUGACGGUGUCAUUACCUUCAAAUGCCACCCAUUACACAUUUGCCCAGCUCCACCCAGGUGUUACAUAUCACCUCACUAUACGAGCAUCAACAUCAAAAGGUUUUGGUCCUGCAUCCACACUUAAUGUGACCACGAAUAUCUCAGCCCCUACAAUAGAUGAGUAUGAUGUGUCAGAAGCAUUUCUUAAUGAAACUGCAACAACGAUCACUGUCCUGCUCAAACCCGCACAAGCUAAGGGUGCACCUAUAAGUGCAUACCAGAUUGUGGUGGAGGAAGUUAACCCUCAGCGGUCACGUCGACAGGCUUCCUCUGAUUGUUACGAGGUUCCAGUUUCCUACCACAGUGCAUCAAGUGGUGGUUCUCCAUAUUAUUAUGCUGCCCAGCUUUCCCCCAGCAACCUACCAGAGCCUCUCCCCUUUACUGUUGGAGACAACAAGACAUACCAGGGUUUCUGGAAUCCUCCAUUGGCUCCAAGGAAGAACUACAACAUCUACCUUCAAGCAGUCAGCAGCACUGAAAGGGAAACUAAAACACAGUGCUUGAGGCUGGCAGCUAAACAUGCGACAGAGGAACCUGAAGUCAUCCCGGACCCUGCCAAACAGACAGACCGAGUGGUGAAAAUAGCUGGAAUAAGUGCUGGUGUUCUUGUCUUCAUUCUGCUGGUGCUGGUGGCCAUCCUGCUGGUCAAGAAAAGGAGGACCUACUAUUCAUACUCUUAUUACCUGAAGCUGGCUAAAAAACGAAAGGAUGCCAUCGGAACAGCAAGGCAGGAAAUGACACACAUGGUGAAUGCAAUGGACCGCAGCUAUGCUGAUCAGAGCACUCUGCAUGGAGAGGACCCAAUGGCUGUGACAUUCAUGGACUCCCACAACUACAACAACAGAUUGCCCAACGAUCCUCUGGUUCCCACUGCAGUGUUAGUUCCAAUCACAGAUGAAAACCACAGUGCCUCUGCAGCAGAGAACAGCCGGCUGCUGGAUGUUCCUCGCUAUCACUGUGAAGGGACAGAGUCUCCUUAUCAGACAGGACAGCUGCACCCUGCCAUUAGAGUGGCUGACCUUCUGCAGCACAUCAACCUCAUGAAAACAUCAGACAGCUACGGCUUCAAGGAAGAAUAUGAAAGCUUCUUUGAGGGCCAGUCAGCCACCUGGGAUGUGGCAAAGAAAGAGCAGAAUCGCACCAAAAAUCGUUAUGGGAACAUUAUAGCUUAUGAUCAUUCAAGGGUUAUUCUUCAGCCCAUAGAGGACGACCCAUCCUCCGACUACAUCAACGCCAACUACAUCGAUGUAAGUGGAAACACAUCGAAUGCUACUAUUGGCUCCCAACGAAACCAACGAAACCACACCCCCUCGCUCAUUUGGCUGUACAGGGAUGGGUAUCAAAGACCAAGCCACUACAUAGCUACUCAAGGUCCUGUUCAUGAGACGGUCUAUGAUUUCUGGAGGAUGGUGUGGCAGGAACAGUCAGCUUGCAUUGUCAUGGUAACCAAUCUGGUUGAAGUUGGAAGGGUAAAGUGUUAUAAGUACUGGCCAGAUGAUGCUGAGGUCUACGGGGACUUUAAGGUGACUUUUGUUGAAGUGGAACCUCUGGCUGAAUAUGUGGUCCGCACAUUUACACUGGAGAGGCGUGGUUUCAAUGAGGUGCGAGAGGUCAAGCAAUUCCACUUCACUGGCUGGCCUGACCAUGGCGUUCCAUAUCACGCCACUGGACUACUUUCUUUCAUCCGUCGAGUCAAAAUGUCCAACCCUCCGUCCGCUGGGCCAAUAGUUGUUCACUGCAGUGCUGGAGCAGGACGCACAGGCUGCUUCAUUGUGAUUGACAUCAUGUUGGACAUGGCAGAGAGAGAAGGAGUCGUCGACAUCUACAACUGUGUAAAAGCUCUCCGCUCCAGGAGGAUCAACAUGGUACAGACUGAGGAGCAGUACAUAUUUAUCCAUGAUGCCAUCCUGGAAGCUUGUUUAUGUGGAGAGACAGCAAUACCAGUCUGUGAGUUCAAAGCAGCAUAUUAUGAGCUGAUCCGCAUCGACUCCCAGACCAACUCGUCCCACCUGAAGGAUGAGUUCCAGACAUUAAACUCAGUGACUCCCCAGCCUCAGCCAGAAGACUGCAGCAUUGCACUGUUGCCUAGAAACCAAGAUAAGAACCGCUUUAUGGAUGGCCUUCCUCCUGAUAGAUGCCUGCCCUUUCUCAUCACAAUAGAUGGAGAAAGCAGCAAUUACAUCAAUGCUGCUUUGAUGGAUCUGUCAGAAGAGUUCCAGAGCUACCGACAGCCAGCUGCAUUCAUUGUUACCCAGCAUCCUUUGCCCAAUACUGUUAAAGACUUUUGGCGACUAGUUUAUGACUAUGGAUGUACCAGUCUGGUGAUGCUGAACGAGAUCGACUUGGCUCAGGGUUGUCCUCAGUACUGGCCAGAAGAGGGCAUGCUGCGUUAUGGUCCAGUCCAGGUAGAGUGCAUGUCCUGCUCGAUGGACUGCGAUGUCAUUAGCAGACUCUUCAGAGUCUGUAACCUAACCAGGCCUCAGGAAGGAUACCUAAUGGUUCGCCAGUUCCAGUACCUAGGUUGGGCAGGACACAGAGAGAUCCCAGCAUCCAAACGCUCCUUCCUGAAAUUGAUACUUCAGGUCGACCAGUGGCAGCGAGAGGGGGAGGAGGGAGAGGGAAGAACCGUUGUUCAUUGUCUAAAUGGAGGCGGGCGCAGUGGAGUGUUUUGUGCCAGUAGCAUUGUGUGUGAGAUGGCUAAGAGGCAGAAUGUGGUGGAUGUUUUCCAUGCAGUCAAGACUCUGAGGAACAGCAAGCCCAACAUGGUGGAUACUCCAGAACAAUAUCGGUUUUGUUACGACCUGGCUCUCGAGUUCAUUGAAUCAUCUUAAGCAGAGCAAAGAAGAUGAGAUGGAAGUGAAGGUCUUCUGCUCUCUCUUUGGGCUUGAUCCUUUGCCUUCGCUUGGCCCCGAUUCCCCUCUGUCUUGUUCUGUAGCAUCAAUUUUUUGGCUCAACAAAUGGUGCAAUUAAAGUCAGCUCUGUGUACAGUGUUGCUACAGCAAGGGAAACCUUGACCUCUAAGGAAGAGUGAGGUGAAGAGGACUGCAGCAAGAAAGAAGAUGUUUUGCUUUUAAUUCUUAAUGCUUAUUGUACAGCUUCUUUGAGUGCCAGCAGGCUCAUGUAUGUGUUUGAGCCCAAACCUAAAUGUCAAGCCUCUCGCCACAACCCCUUCGCACAGACUCGGAUGCUAGUGUUGUUUUAACACCUGCAGCUCUCAGUGUGAACUCUAGAUGUCUCUGUUCCUUUAGCAAGCUGUACUGUCCAACUGCACGUUAAAGUGGCGCCACAUUCCCAUUUUAAUGCUGAUUUCUAAGUAUUUCAUCAGUGUUCAGUGUCUCAUCAUGGUGAUGUUUUGAGUCAGUAAUUUUGUACAAGCAUGUUACAGCUAAGCAAAACUCUAUGGAUGCUUUUUGCUUAUUUCUAAGGCACUGUUAUGUUAUUGUCACGUCAUAGUAAAUUCUGUGGUUUAACAUCAUGAUCUUUUAGCAAUUUUGUUCCCGUUUUAAAUCAGUUACAUAUAACUGUUUGACAACAGAAUACGGAUGAAGACAAUUACCUUUGUAUUAAUAGAAGUUUACAAGAUUGUUUGUUUUUUGUUUUCUUAUCAUGUUCUAAUCUACUUAGUAUGAGAGCUGAAGUAUUUUUUUUGUACACCAAAUUGUAAAAUAAACCACUUUUCAUCACAGUUAUGUUUGUUUUAGGGCUGGGCCCAAUGCAUUUUCAAUCCAUCCAGUUCACAAACUGAACUUAACUAUAGAAAAACAUCUAAAAAGAAUUGAAUAAUCUAGAAAUAAUAAUCUCUUUCAGAAAACAGAUGUAUAGUUUUGUUUUUCUUUAGGGCCUGGAAUGAAUUGAAAGGGAACAGAGCCCAGGCUUCACUUGUUCUGUGCACUGGUGGCUUUUAAACACUUUUUGUUUUAAUUCUAUUAUUUUUGUAGCUGAUGUUUAUUCAUAAGCCAAAGACUUAGUGUAAAUAUGUCUAUAUGGAUAAAGCACAUUGUUUGUAUUUAUUGUUUGUUUAUUGCAUCGCUUGUAAGAACAAUCACUUUUCAUUCCAUGUUUACUCCACCACCAGCGUUUCUUAAACUUCUUAUGAGCAUGCUAAAUGGACUCCAUGUAGAAUCAUGGGAGUAAUGGUUGGAAUACUUGAGCCUGCAGUGGUUUGCUAUGUCAGAAAUGAAACCUGCUCAGUUUGAGUCCAUUAAAAAAAAAACCUGAUCGAAGCUGUAUAUUAAAGCUUUAGAAGUAGUCCUCAGUAUUUAGGUGGAAUCUAGUAGUCUUGUCUUUGUUUUCUUUUUUAAAAUCUUUGUAAAAUUACUGUUUUGUUUUUCUUCUGUGUAAAAGCCCAGUUUUUGGUUCUUGGUCAGUAAAAUAUUGGUGCAUUUUUUAUGUGCAAAGUAUUUUUGGUAAAUGGCUUGUAUCCCCUCUUAACGUCUUAAGUCGGGAUAAGCUGUUUAUCUACAUCCGCAUAUCCUGUUUAUUUAUCCCUGGAUAGAGGGAUGUAAACAGGCUUAGUUGACAAAACAAGGAGAUGUAAUACAUAUACAUUUGUUGUGCCUAAACAUUUGAAUUUCCACAUUGAAACAAGCAUUUUUAACCAUUGGCCUUGAGCAGGGCUUUGUUCAACCCUUUAUUAUAGAUGCUCAAUGUAUUCAGUUCUUGAACCAUUAUUCAUUGUGUUUAAUCCAUUAAAAUGCUUCUUUUGAGGCGUUUCCAGCUGACCUAUUAUAAGAUAUGUCUGUAUGUACACAGACUAAAACAAAAAGAAACUUUAUUGUAAAUAAAAUAUCAGAUGUUCAGCUCUGUUAUUAAAAAUAGACUAUCAUGAGUGCUCUAUUGUAUAAACAAUAGAGAUAGGAAUGGUGGACUCAAUUCAAGACAUUUGUUUUGUUGUAGAUUAAAAAAAAAUCACAGGUUGUAUUUCUGGAAUAUUUCAACCCACAACAGGUGGCGUUUCAAUACUAUAGUUUUCACUGAAGUAGCUUAUUCUGUUGUUGGAACAUUACAUUUAUUUUUUUUCCACAGAUUUUGAUCUGACCCAAAGGAGUUGUAUAAAAUUUAAAGGCAUAUUGAUUCAGAAUGCUUUCAGUUGGUGUUUUCAGAAAGUAUAAAGCUUAAUCGUUAGUUAUUGGAAAACAGAAAAAAUGUUGGAUGCAGUUUUUUUUUUUAUAAAGUUGUUCCUCUAAAGAGCAGAGAAAGAAGCUGAUGUCUGGAUGUACGGCCAGUCUACGUAUGACGUCAAUAUUCAUGGUUUAUAUUAUUCUUGUCUGUAAUGUUUGGCUUCUUUGCUGUAAUAGAAAAACAGUUCUUUGACUAAAA
This is a messenger RNA of Cyprinodon tularosa, 7219 nucleotides long. It is a transcript of the gene ptprk, whose product is annotated as protein tyrosine phosphatase receptor type K. Gene Ontology annotation, cellular component: membrane. NCBI's taxonomy places the organism in Eukaryota, Metazoa, Chordata, Actinopteri, Cyprinodontiformes, Cyprinodontidae. The record is from RefSeq and is a predicted model, not a curated record. Gene Ontology annotation, molecular function: protein binding; protein tyrosine phosphatase activity. The transcript has 42 exons. Gene Ontology annotation, biological process: protein dephosphorylation. The coding region runs from base 223 to 4731 and encodes 1502 amino acids.